Talaromyces proteolyticus is the source of this 2055-nucleotide messenger RNA. RefSeq lists its product as uncharacterized. The transcript has 2 exons. Bases 1 to 2055 code for a protein of 684 amino acids. The record is from RefSeq and is a predicted model, not a curated record. NCBI's taxonomy places the organism in Eukaryota, Fungi, Ascomycota, Eurotiomycetes, Eurotiales, Trichocomaceae.
AUGUGGGAAGAAGAGCUUCGGUCGGACUCGCAAUCAUCACAUGACCCCAGGCGUGAUGACCCCUCGAAGGAACCCCCCAGUGCAAUUCGUUCAGCAGAUCGAGCAGAGUCGGUGCAUCUGACCCCGUCCCAUGUAUCCUUGGAAAGUCUCAAAUUGGGAAAUGGACAUGCCAGCCAGUCUCAUGGAAUAUAUCCCUCAUGGGAGGGGGCCAGCAGGAAUGAGUCCUCGACCGCCUCCCUAGGCCCUUCGGAAAGCCCCGUGGAUGGAAGGCGAAAGCUGCUAUUGAUUUACAUUCACGGUUUCAUGGGCGCCGAGACCAGCUUUCAGAAGUUUCCUGCGCAUGUACACAAUCUUCUUACCAAGGCGCUCGCAGAGUCGCAUGUGGUCUACUCCAAGGUCUACCCUCAAUAUAAGUCACGUCGGUCCAUGAACAUAGCUCGGGAUGACUUUAGUGAAUGGCUGCAACCGCAUGAAUCGGAUCUGACCGAUGUGAUUUUACUGGGCCAUAGUCUUGGUGGAAUAUUAAGCGCAGAAGUGGCGCUAUUUCCGGCCGAGUCGACGAACAAUCUCGACCUAUUCAAACAUCGUAUUCUUGGUUUAAUCAAUUUUGAUGUUCCAUUCUUGGGUCUGCAUCCGGGUAUAGUUGGUACAGGACUCGCCAGCUUAUUCCAACCCAAACGUAAUCCCCAAUCGCCUAACAGCGAGAUUAAAGAUGGCACUUCGGCAAUAGAAACACCAAACGACAUGGAUUCUGGGGCAAAAAAUUCCAAUAUACACCAGCCUCGCCCUUCCUGGUUUGAACAAAAUCCGGAUUUUAAUUACGACCCCUCAUUUCCAAAUGACAUUCGUCGCGUGAAACGAAGCCAGUUGGACGGAAUGUUUCAUUUCUUGAAGAAGAACUCAGGCCAAAUGGCUAGCGCAAUGAAGAACUAUGCAACCUCUUUUUUCGAAUUCGGGGGCUGUUUGACCGACUAUCCAGGUCUUCGCCGGCGAUAUUCAAGACUGAAAGAGUUGGAGGCCUUUGACAACAUGGAUCAAAGGCGUGACAGCCAAGGCCGAUUGCUGCGAAGGAUUAGGUUCGUUAACUACUAUACAGCAAGUCCAGGAUUUCCCAAGGAAUCACCCUCAGAAGAAGCAUCCAGUCCCAAGCAGCCUGAAGCCUUGGAUGAGGCAAAGGAAGAUCGUCAGCCUGAUACAGAAUCCCUGCAAGAGCUCACCGAGCCUUCUAGUCCCGUAUCUACAAUUGAACCUCCAGAAAUAGUUGACAACAGCAUGAAUAAUCUGCAGCCGAUGCCAAUAGAAGAAUAUGAGGAUAUGGAUGACGCCACUCAGCUUAACAAAGCGCUUGAAACCUCUGAAGCACAAAGCGAAAUCAACGUCGAUGAAGGGCCUACACAGAUACUUGAAUUACUUCCACCUUUACCAACCAUCCCCCGCGCGCCAACAGCAAUUGAUCCAUCCUUCUAUAAAGACAAAGAGAUACUGAAGCAGGCCCAAAAAGAGUACAAGCGGCUCUUCAAUCUACACGAGCAAGCAAAGAAAGAAUGUGACAAAACUAUCAAAGAGAGAAAAAAACUGUUUGAACAUCUUGAAAAGAAGAAGAAACGGGAUUCUUCCUCACCAUCCCGAUUAGGCGCUCCUGAGCCUAAAGUUGCCGAGAAUACGAUUUAUUGUAUCACUGAUAACGGUUCGCUUGGCGAUAUAUCACAAAAUAGCCUAUUUGAAAAGAGGUCUGCCUCAUCAGGAACACUGCUGAAUGAUGAUGAUAGAUCUAUAUAUUCUUCUCAAACGAACAUAUCUGGGAAGCCGUAUAAAGAUCGCAAAUUUUGUGUACUGCCAAAAAAUGGUGGUGUACCAGAUCCUCUCUGGAUUCGUCUUUUCGUACCGGAUGUUGAUGAAGUACUCGCUCAUCAGUCCAUCUUCCUACCUAAUGGUUUGUACUACGAAUGGUUGGUUGGUGAUACAGUAACUAGAAUUGAACAGUGGGUACAAGAUGAUAGUACUCGACGAUUAAUUUGGGAGCAUUUGGACGCGGAAGAUGCUGGUGCUAUUUGA